AUGCGCUCAGAAGAGAAAAAACAACUAUCGUCAUUCUCAGUCAACCACAUCCUUCAAGCUGCUGAGAACACAAUGUCUAGUGGAAGACCAAGAGAGACAGACGUCGCAAACACGAACGAUUCUAGUGAGGACACCAAUGUCAAGAUUUCCCUGGAAGAGAAUGAACUUUGGUGGCGAUUCAAGUCGCUGACAAACGAGAUGAUAGUCACUAAGAAUGGAAGGCGGAUGUUUCCCGUUCUUAAAAUAAACGUUACUGGACUGGAGCCCAAAGCUAUGUACUCCUUCCUGCUCGAUUUCGUGUCCGUCGAGGGCCAUCGUUGGAAAUACGUGAACGGAGAAUGGGUCUCGGGCGGAAAACCCGAACCCCCGACACCAAGUUGCGUCUAUAUUCACCCUGAUUCACCAAACUUUGGGGCACAUUGGAUGAAACAACCUGUAGUUUUUUCCAAAGUAAAACUGACCAACAAACAAAAUGGCAACGGGCAGAUUAUGUUGAAUUCCUUACAUAAGUAUGAGCCGAGAAUUCAUAUUAUUCGAGUUGGUGCUCCUGAAAGCAACAGGACAGUGGUUUCUCAAUCAUUUCCAGAGACGGAGUUUAUUGCCGUGACGGCUUAUCAAAACGAGGAGAUCACUAGUCUAAAGAUAAAAUACAAUCCGUUCGCAAAGGCCUUCCUGGACGCGAAAGAGCGACAAGAACAGAAAGAGGCGUUGGAGCAAGCUGUAGAGUCUCAUUCGGCGUAUUCGCAAUAUGGCUGGUUUUGUGCUGGUCCUGCGCCCGUAUACCAACACCGCCACCAUUCGAGGGCUUAUGCACACAUUCCUUCCUCGCCAUAUGAGCGCUUAGGAAUAAGAGGACAUCGCCCAUCUCCGUACUCUAAUCCCUACCACAAGCGAACAGAUCUAUCCACCCAAGCUCAUGCGCCGCAGUACUUUCCAACAGAGUCUAAUCAAUUACUUCUUCCUGGCCCAACGACGCUCGAAAACAUUGCCAUGCCGUCGGUGUCCCUCGCACAUUCGCAUCACACUCCAGCAGGUCCACACCAGCUUCACCCCGGCUUAAGUCCGUUCUUAAGCAAUCCAUCUUACAACACGACAUCAAGAGGUAGUCUCGAUAUGGACUUGGCUCACAGAGAAAACGACCGAUCAAAGUGCAUUCAGGCGCCCGGGGUGUCACUUCAUCCAUCUUGGAACACGCUUGGACAAGCUUAA
This is a messenger RNA of Stylophora pistillata, 1209 nucleotides long. RefSeq names its product T-box transcription factor T homolog 1. The record is from RefSeq and is a predicted model, not a curated record. Lineage: Eukaryota; Metazoa; Cnidaria; Anthozoa; Scleractinia; Pocilloporidae. Gene Ontology annotation, molecular function: DNA-binding transcription factor activity, RNA polymerase II-specific; RNA polymerase II cis-regulatory region sequence-specific DNA binding. Gene Ontology annotation, biological process: regulation of transcription by RNA polymerase II; cell fate specification; positive regulation of DNA-templated transcription. Gene Ontology annotation, cellular component: nucleus; chromatin.